AUGUCAGCCAACUUGGAUCCUAUGGUUUAUCCGCUACUUUUUCCAAGAGGUGAUGCUGGUUGGCAUAAUCAAUUGGUGCAUAACCCUGAGCGUGCCACACUGGUUAUUGAGUUUCAAAGGCGUGGUUUGCCGCAUGCCCACAUUUUACUUCAUUUAGCAAAUGAUGAUAAACUUGAAACAUCACAGGAUAUCGAUAAUUUGAUUUGUGCAGAAAUUCCAGAUCCGAUAGUUAAUUGUGAACUUUAUGAUAUUAUCAAAACUUGCAUGAUUCACGGCCCAUGUGGGAUACUGAAUCCAAAUUCUCCCUGCAUGAAAGAUGGGGUGUGCAGCAUAAAAUAUCCUAAAGAUUUUAAUGCCAACACAGUAGCUGUUCACAAUGGUUAUCCGCGCUAUAGGCGUCGUGAUAAAGGGUUGGUUAUCAAUAUUAAAGGCAACAAUGUAGAUAACCGUUGGGUGGUACCUUAUAAUCCUUGGUUAUCAAAGAAAUAUCAAGCCUACAUUAAUGUUGAAGCUUGCAUGUCUGUAAAGGCUGUUAAAUAUUUGUAUAAAUACAUAUACAAAGGCCAUGAUUGUGCAAAUGUUUUGAUAAAUGAACAGGUUAAUCACGAUGAAAUAAACACUUUCUUAGAUUGUCGUUAUGUUAGUGCACCUGAGGCACUGAGGCGAAUAUUUGAGUAUCCCAUAAGUCAUAUGUCACACUCUAUUAUCAGUCUUAAGGUUCAUCUUCCUGAGAAUAAGAUUGUGUAUUUUAGAGAAGGAGAAGAACAAGUGGCGUUAGAUCGUGCUGCUCAUCGUGAUACACACCUUACGGCCUGGUUUAAAUUGAAUUCUGAAAAUGAAGCAGCCAAUCGCUAUUCAUAUGUUGACAUUCCAUAUCACUUUGUAUUUGAUGAUAAACAUUCAAAAGGAGCAAAAUCUUGGGAGGAUUUGCGUACUGUUAAUGGAAUAGUUCUUGAAACCUUUCGUGGAGCGUGUGUUUUUAAUGGUUUGUUGCAAGAUGACACUGAAUGGCAGAAUACUCUUUCUGAGCCAGUUUUAACGCAAAUGCCUAAGCAAAUCAGGCAGCUGUUUUCAAUUAUUUUAACCUUUUGUGAACCUGAUGACCCUUUGCAUCUUUGGAAUUCAUACAAAGCCUUUAUGAUGGAGGAUUUCAUUCAUCGCCAAGUUCCAUUUAUAUUAGCUGAACAAGCUACUCUUCUUCAAAUCAAAAAGAUUAUUAAUCAAAGUGGUAAAACGCUAUCUGAUUAUAAUUAA
Molecule: messenger RNA, 1254 nt
Organism: Hydra vulgaris (swiftwater hydra)
Lineage: Eukaryota; Metazoa; Cnidaria; Hydrozoa; Anthoathecata; Hydridae
Source: RefSeq, a predicted model, not a curated record